CUAGGGAGCCCUCUGGCUAGAAGGCAGGCAGGCAGGCAGGCAGGCUUCCCUUCCUCCGAGGGAGGCUUCCUCCUCCCUGCCUGCUGCUUCUACACUCCCAUUACCUCAAGCCCCCACACUGUGCCCAGGGACCCACUGGGACAGUUAAGUGCCGGGUGGCCCUCCAGCAAGCUCCCAAGCGGGAACAUGGGACGGCUCUGCUCAGAACCCAGAUGUCUCCGGGAGACCCAGCCCUUGGCUCAGUAGCUCACCAGGACUCCUGCAGCUGGAGGCUGUGUCAUACCAUCUGUUGCUGUCUGACUGCUAAUCCCGCACCAUGACUGAGCCUGUCCCUACCAAACAGCCUGCUACCAGGGUUGCCCUCAGAGGAGGGAGCCGGACAUGUCCACAUUUGCUUCUACUUCUGCUCAGGGACAUCUCCCCACCACAGUGAAGCCAAGACUCCCUGCCUUCCCCCAUGCUUCUGUGAUGCUGCCCCAUCUGACUUCUACAGGCCUGUGCUACUCGAUGGCCUAAUCCUGUUCUGUGUGCCUCUGGCAGGUUCUCAGACAGGGACACAUGUGCCAAGUGCCCUGCUAGCCUCUGGACUGACAAACUGUCUCCAGGCUCUUCUACAGCUCUUCCUGCUGGACAGAUGUCCAGCUCGCAUUGAAGGAUGGAGCCAUUGCUUCACACUGAUUUUUGUGACUCUCUCAGCAAAUCCUGAGAACCCACAAGAGCCAUGGAUGUGACAUCUCCAGCCCACACCGUAGGUGUGGGGAUUCACCUGGGCAGUGCAGAGUCAGGAGCCAGCAACAGUACGUCCCCAGCCCUCAACCUGUCCCACCCGCUGCUUGGCACCGCCCUGGCAAACCAGACUGGGGAGCUCUCUGAGCACCAGCAGUAUGCCAUCGCCCUCUUCCUCUCAUGCCUUUACACCAUCUUCCUCUUCCCCAUCGGUUUUGUGGGCAACAUCCUGAUCCUGGUGGUCAACAUCAGCUUCCGGGACAAGAUGACCAUCCCUGACCUGUACUUCAUCAACCUGGCAGCCGCGGACCUCAUUCUGGUCGCUGACUCCCUGAUUGAGGUUUUCAACCUGGACGAGCAGUACUAUGACAUCGCUGUGCUCUGCACCUUCAUGUCCCUCUUCUUACAGAUCAACAUGUACAGCAGUGUGUUCUUCCUCACCUGGAUGAGCUUUGACAGGUACAUUGCACUGGCCAAAGCCAUGCGCUCCAGCCUCUUCCGAACCAAGCACCAUGCCAGGCUGAGCUGUGGCCUCAUAUGGAUGGCCUCUGUCUCCGCUACCCUGGUACCCUUCACAGCUGUGCACCUGCAGCACACGGAGGACAUCUGUUUCUGCUUUGCUGACGUCAAGGAGGUGCAGUGGUUGGAGAUCACAUUAGGGUUCAUCAUCCCCUUCGCCAUCAUUGGACUCUGCUAUUCCCUCAUCAUCCGUGUGCUUGUCAAAGCUCAUAAGCACCGGGGACUGCGGCCACGGAGGCAAAAAGCACUCCGCAUGAUCUUCGCCGUGGUCCUGGUCUUCUUUAUCUGCUGGCUGCCAGAGAAUGUGUUCAUCAGCGUCCACCUCCUGCAGCGUACGCAGCCGGGGACCGCACCAUGCAAACAGUCCUUCCGCCACGCCUACCCCUUGACUGGCCACAUUGUCAACCUGGCGGCUUUCUCCAACAGCUGCCUGAACCCCCUCAUCUACAGUUUUCUGGGGGAGACCUUCAGGGACAAGCUCAGGCUGUAUGUGGAGCAGAAGACCACGCUGCCGGCUCUGAACCGCUUCUGCCAUGCCGCCCUGAAGGCAGUCAUCCCAGACAGUGCCGAGCAGUCAGAUGUCAGGCUCAACAGUGCAGUGUGAAGAGCCCACCUAAAAGGUAAUCGCUCACACCUGAGCUGGGGGCGGGGCAGGAGGGGUGGCCUCAGUGCCUCACAGUCGGUUACCCCU
This is a messenger RNA of Dipodomys ordii (Ord's kangaroo rat), 1936 nucleotides long. It is a transcript of the gene Gper1, whose product is annotated as G protein-coupled estrogen receptor 1. Gene Ontology annotation, biological process: G protein-coupled receptor signaling pathway. NCBI's taxonomy places the organism in Eukaryota, Metazoa, Chordata, Mammalia, Rodentia, Heteromyidae. The coding region runs from base 722 to 1849 and encodes 375 amino acids. The record is from RefSeq and is a predicted model, not a curated record. Gene Ontology annotation, molecular function: G protein-coupled receptor activity. Gene Ontology annotation, cellular component: membrane. The transcript is spliced from 2 exons.